AUGAUACAGGCUUUUUCCUCCAGACAGGUUUCUGUGUACAACAUACCAGCUCCAUACCACUCUGAGCAGACUGCUGGGCAGGAUCCAUAUAUUCCUCACUACCUGUCCUACCAAGAGGGCUUGUGUCAGAAAUACUGUUUUUUCAAAUGGAUGAGGCUGUGUUUCUGGAGAAGAUGGUUUCUGGGAAUAUUGUCUUCGGUUUCUUUAAUGGUUACAGUAAUUGUGUUAUUCCUGCACUACUCGUUCUCUCCAGCUUCCUCUUUUAUAUAUAUUGGUGGAAGUGUAGAAAUUCCUAAUCUGACUUACACAAAUGACCUCAAUGAUCCAAAAUCACAGAAAUUCCUCUUGCAAGCAGAAGCAAUCCAAAAUUAUUUUGCAGAAUCCUAUGAGUAUUCCACCUUGGGAAAGUACUACUUGAAAUCUGUAGUGGCUGCAUUCAGUGAAGGAGAGCAUGGACUUCGAGCUUACUACUGGAAUAUGUUCUGGGCACCACAAGAUAUUGUUGAUUCUCUUAAAAAGUUAACCCCAUUGGAACAAAAAGAAAUCAGUAGUAAACAAAUCCCUCACAUGUUCAGUACUUCUGGGGAGGAAGAUUUUGAUCUUGUUACAAUGGAGCUUUUUGUUUCAGAUUCCACAGAAUAUGAUGUGAUGCUAAAAUCAGCGGUAUCCUUUGACCUGUAUGCCAAGCCAGGUAACAACAGAACUCUAACUCUGAUGAAUCCCAAGAAGUCUUUUUAUCAAUGGAGGUUGCGAGUUCCUUCUAACUAUGUGGUGAGACUGGUAGUUACCACUUUGCAUGGUGUUGCUCCAGAGAACUGUGCAUCACACCGCUUAUCUGCAUAUGAUUUCCUUCUUCCUCUACAGAACAAGAUCAUUGCAAGGUGGUGUGGAUCUGGAGCCUGGACUCCUCCUGUUAUACGUUUAACUUCAUCAAGUAAUGUAAUGUUGCUUACCUUCUCACUGGACAAAAGAGAAGAAAGGAACAUACUAAAAGCUCACUUUCAAGCAAUCCCUAAAAUCAUGUGUGGUGGUCAUUAUAUAUCCUGGAAUGGAACUCUGAGCUCUCCUUAUUACCCGAGUUACUACCCUCCAAAUAUUGACUGCAGCUGGAUCAUCCGAGCACCAUUGCCAGCCUACAAGCUCUCCUUAAAAAUCCUUGUAAUACAAAUUCAAGAGAAAUCGCCAGGGUCCAGUAAAUGUGAUAAAGAUUGGCUAGAAAUUGAAGGAGUUAGAUACUGUAAAGAUAAUUCAGAAGACAUCAGAAACAGAGAAUAUGGCUAUUCUGUUGCAAUCAACUUCCAUUCUGAUGAACUGGUCACCCAUAAAGGGUUUUAUAUUGAAUACAAAGCUUUCAGUCACACAGACCACCUUUCUUCUGGUUGUGAUCCAGAACAGUUGAACUGUGGUGAUGGGAAAUGUAAGCAUCAGUAUAAGAUCUGUGAAGGUGAUGAUAGCUGUGGGGAGGACAGUGAUGAGAACAACUGCUCCUACAAAAGUUGCUUCCCUUAUACAUACAAAUGCCUUAAUGGUAAAUGUUUGUUGAAACCAAAUCCUGAGUGUGAUGGGAAAAGAGACUGUGCAGAUGGAUCUGAUGAAGUGAACUGUGGUGUGGUAAAUGUUACUUGUGGAAGACACCUGCUUAAGAAAAAUAGGAUUGUUGGAGGUGAAGAUGCAAGAUCUGGAAAGUGGCCCUGGCAGGCAAGUUUACAAAUGGGAGCACAUGGCCAUGUUUGUGGUGCAUCUGUUAUUUCCAAGAGGUGGCUCGUGUCUGCUGCCCAUUGCUUCUUGGAUUCUGAUUCUGUAAGAUACUCAGCUCCUUCAGGGUGGAGAGCAUAUAUGGGCUUACGCACUAUUAAUGAAAAAAGCAAUCAUGUAGAUAUGAGACCAAUCAAAAGGAUUAUUGUUCACCCACAGUAUGACCAAUCUAUCUCAGACUAUGAUAUAGCCCUGUUGGAAAUGGAGACGCCUGUAUUCUUCAGCGAGCUGGUACAGCCCAUUUGUUUACCAAGCACCUCUAGAGUAUUUCUUGAUGGAGCUGUCUGCUAUGUAACUGGCUGGGGAGCCAUAAAAGAAAAUAGUCAUCUUGCCAGAACACUUCAGGAAGCUAGAGUGAGAAUAAUUAAUCAAAGUAUUUGCACCAAGCUCUAUGAUGAUCUCAUUACGUCACGUAUGCUCUGUGCUGGGAAUCUUAAUGGUGGCAUUGAUGCAUGCCAGGGAGACUCUGGAGGUCCCUUGGCCUGCACAGGAAAGGGAAAUAGAUGGUACCUUGCUGGCAUUGUGAGCUGGGGUGAAGGAUGUGCUCGGCGCAAUCGUCCUGGUGUAUACACUAAGGUGACAGCACUUUAUGACUGGAUUCAUCAGAAUACAAACUGAUGUGCCAAGGAGAAAAUGCAGAUCAUCUCCAUUAUGAAAGCUGAUUCCUACAGUAGUAUGUCAUGGACGUGAAAAUGCUGUUGGCUGUUUCAUUGUGAAAGAAUGCACUUUCAUAACGCAGAAACUAUCAUUUGUUAUUCAUCUAGCAGGAACUGUUUGGAUUCAGAGCAACUUCAGAUAACUUUAGAUUCCUUAUGGAUUCAUCUUCCUUAUCCCCAGCAGCACGGCCUUAAAAUACAAAUAAAAUGGGUUAGAAUCUGGAGAGAGAAAAAAAAAAAAAAAAAAAGCCAAAUCAUUUUUGCAGAUUUUCUCCCCUCCUUCCAUCUCUGAGAUGCACGUGUAUCUCUCCUGCUAUCUGUAUGUGUCUCUGCAUAGACGUAUGUGGAUAUAUUUGGGAUGUGGCCACGAAUACUCACAUACAUUCACUUAGUGAUGUUACAGGAUUCUAAACACAAAUAAUUAUUUCAUGUUUCUUCAAAAUACAAUUACUAUAAAAAGCAUAGUAGACAAAUCUGAGAUUAAUUCAUUCUGUAGUUAUGCUGCAUGACUGUUGUUUUCUGGGCUGUAACUUUUAGGCUGUCUCCUGUGCUUUUACUAAAACCACCAAAUGUAUAGCUCACAAACAUUAGGAUGAAAAAAAAAAAAAAUUAAGCGGUAAGAGCAUCAUUUAUUUUCUUGGCAUAAUAUUUAAAGAGGAAAGAAAUACUGAAUUCUAAUGAAACAACAGGAAACUGCAUGUCAAAAUGCAUUGAGAAUUAUGUUUUAAUUAAGUUCCCAAGAAAAAGUCCUACAAGACCUCACAAACUACCAGUUCCUUAGCAAAAUGUCAGGGAUUUAGAAUACUGUCCGUUCUUAUCACUUUUACAGGCUUUAUUAGACACAUUUAUGGAUGUAGCUGAUCAAGAUAAUAUUGUAUAUUUGAGUUAAUCGCCUUCUUUGAUAUUAGAUUGUGAUGAAAUCACCAAAACCAGAAUGAUUUCCUUUAUAAAAGGAAGUGGGAGUCAUAUCUCAACAGGACUCAGAUCUGUACCCUAGAACAUGAGUUUGUAUGUAUCCAGACUUCAAGAUGACUAUUUUUUCUUCUUUUUCUUCUCCUCCUCCAAACAGCUGAGGACUCAGCUGGUUCUCAUGUUGUAAGCAGCGCGUAGCAAUUGUAGUGGCAUUGUGUUAUGGUAUAUCAGUCUUCAAACCAGCAUGAGCAUGGUGCCUGGGUGAUAGAAAGUCAAUGCGUCAGUGGCUUCACCGGGUACCAGAAACUGCACGUACACCUGGCUAAAGUAAGGGGGUACAUUGCUGCUGCUGUCUGAAGAGAGAAGGUACCACGUAUGCAGGACUAGGUAAAACACAGCACAGUGGCAUUUCUCCUGGGGCACCUGCAAGCUGUCUGUAUCAGGAUUAUUGCUCUGUCAGGAAGGCCUUCAUGUUGAACCCAGUCUUUUCAUAAACACAAGCAAAAUUUUGCAGCUCUGAGACUUUCUUGAUGUACCUGGACAUCUUGCCCAGCACUUAGCGCUUUCUUCCAGUCUCUUUACACUUAGUUUUACAUAGCUGUAGAGCCUAAUGUUUGCUGUGUGUUACAAGGGAAUUCCUCAUGUCUGGCUGCAGAGUGCUCUGUGAACUUUGGCAUGCUUCUUGUGGGUUCACGCUGCUUUCUUUGAUGUCCUUAGUCUGCAGUGAGCAGAGUUUCGAGGUCAGGUUCUGUGUUUUGUCUCUCUUCCUGGCCAGAAGAAAGGGUUGUGCCCGUAUGGCCACACUGCACUGGAAGAGACUUAAAAGGAAAAGGGACUUAUGUGAUUGGGUGCAUUUUUGGUCUCAAAGAAAGCAGAAGAGAAAAUGACAGCCACACUCCUGUCAUAAGGUCAAUCUUUUAACCCUAGAAGUAAACCUAGCUUAGAAAUUAUAACCUGUUGAUGAGCCCAAGUAUAGCUGAUUUAAAGUUUCCAAAGCUCUUUAUGAGACUUAAGAAUUCUGGUAUUUAGUUGAAUAAAAGGUCUGCCUGUACUUUCUAGAUGGUCUUAAAAUUGUGCCAAGUAUUUGAAAGUGUUUAGCUUUCAUCUUUAAGGUAAAAAAAAAUAAAAAGAUGAAGCAGGCAACUUGAGUACCGGUCCUUGCUGUUCACAGCAUGUUUUUUUCUACUGCACAUAAGUAUGUGAUUCUUGUUUAGCUUUAGAACUGUGGGGAAAACACGGCAAUGAGUUAGUACUGUAAUUUUUACACAGUAGGUUUCUGGUGUCCGAUAGGCUUCCCUCUCCUUCCUUGCGCUAGUGUUGGGCGUUCCCCCCUGCUACUUGCCUGGCACUGCUUCCUACCUAAACUAUGCUCAAAUGAUAUUCUGUAGGGGUUUUAGUAUCUUUAAAGGCUACUCAGCCAUUCACUUUUUCCCUUCCAAUAAACACAUGAUGAAAAUCUAAGUGGCUAUGUUUCAUUUCAUUUUCAGUGCCUCUGAAACUGCAAGCCCCAGAUGUGAUCAGAACUGCAGUUGUACCUUGGAGUUUACACUUCUUAUAAAACUGAGCCAGACCUGCCUGUUGUACUGAAGCACAUGUUUAAGGUCACGUUUCUUUUCCUGAUAUUGAAACCAAAGAUGUCUUCACAACAGAACAAAGCAGUUUUCCUGCUGUUCUGUUUUAGAUAAGAGCCUAGGCCACAAAGUUCAGAUCAGUUCUCAAUUUCCCUUUUUAAGAGUUCUGCAG
Cygnus olor (mute swan) is the source of this 5066-nucleotide messenger RNA. RefSeq names its product suppressor of tumorigenicity 14 protein-like. The record is from RefSeq and is a predicted model, not a curated record. Gene Ontology annotation, biological process: proteolysis. Gene Ontology annotation, molecular function: serine-type endopeptidase activity; protein binding. Lineage: Eukaryota; Metazoa; Chordata; Aves; Anseriformes; Anatidae. The transcript is spliced from 18 exons. Bases 1 to 2373 code for a protein of 790 amino acids.